Messenger RNA from Nomascus leucogenys (northern white-cheeked gibbon), 480 nucleotides. RefSeq names its product large ribosomal subunit protein eL29-like. Gene Ontology annotation, biological process: cytoplasmic translation. The record is from RefSeq and is a predicted model, not a curated record. Gene Ontology annotation, molecular function: structural constituent of ribosome. Gene Ontology annotation, cellular component: ribosome; cytosolic large ribosomal subunit. NCBI's taxonomy places the organism in Eukaryota, Metazoa, Chordata, Mammalia, Primates, Hylobatidae.
AUGGCCAAGUCCAAGAACCACACCACACACAACCAUUCCCGAAAAUGGCACAGAAAUGGUAUUAAGAAACCCCAGUCAAGCCGGAAACCCCAAUCACAAAGAUACGACUCUCUUAAGGGGGUGGACCCCAAGUUCCUGAGGAACAGGUGCACUGCCAAGAAGCAAAACAAGAAGGGCCUAAAGAAGAUGCAGGCCGACAAUGCCAAGGCCAUCAGUCCACGUGGUGAGGCUACAAAGGCCCUUGUAAAGGAGGUUAAGCCCAAGAUCCCAAAGGGUGUCAGCAGUAAGCUCCAUCGACUUGCCUACAUUGCCCACCCCAAGCUUGGGAAGCGUGCUUGUGCCCGCACUGCCAAGGGGCUUGGGCUGUGCCAGCCAAAGGACAAGGCCAAGGAUCAAACCAAGGCCCAGGCUGCAACUCCAGCUUCAGUUCCAGCUCAGGUUCGCAAAGGUGCUCAGGCCCCUACAAAGGCUUCAGAGUAG